UAUUUGCAAAAUAGAACAAACUUCAUAAUAGAAAAACACUGUACAAUAGUAGUAGUGUCCCAGUUAGCAACAUAUAGGUGCAAUACUACUCCUAUACGCGUGGUGGCAGACGCGAAUCACGGUGCCUGGAAGAGCUUCAGUUUAGCCAAUGACAAUGAGUGGCAGUGCCAGGUGAUGGAUCGGCCGAUCCUAGACCAGUUGUACAGUUAAAACUAUAUGAUCAAGUAAAAUCAACUGUAGAUCAGCUGUCAAGAGGAGGGUGAGAAAGCUACCGGCUAACGAGUGGGAGACAGAACAAUGCCCAAGUCUGGAUUGCUGGUGACUGGAGAUGGCCUCAACGUGAACCUACUUUUGCAGACAGUCUCUGAAACCUCACUGGUCCAAGAUGAGCAUAUAGCAAAGACACAAACAGACUCUAAACCAGCAGAGAAGAUCUGCGUUACUCCCAUCCACCUGCGUCCAGAUCUGCUGAUUCCUUGUGCAGACCUGGUCAAUGCCGAGUGGCAGAGGAGCCAGUCCGCCCGUGUUCACUCCCUGCAAAAAUCCUGUCCGGAUUUCCCCAUCCACCUAGUGUUGCUCCUGCAGGUUCCUGGACAGGUGGAGAGGCUGCUUGGACACGCCCGCCUCUCAAGGGUCGUAGGUCAUAGUGGGAGCCUGUUUGUGGAGUCGGUGGUGGUGUCCAAGGAGGAGAGAGGGAAAGGCUACGGACGAACUCUGAUGGAGGACACUGAGCGCUAUGCCAAAAGCCGAGGGUUCAAACGCUUGUGCUUGACUACCCAUGAUAAGCAGCACUUCUACACCCACCUGGGGUACAAGUUGUCCACGCCGGUGCAGAGUGCGGGUGCCAUGGCGUCAUUCAUUCCCAUGGAGAUGCUUCUCAGGUUCUCCAGUGUACCAAAUGGAGGGCCUACUCUGCAGAAACAAAGGGAUACUGAAGUCGAAAAAGGGAUGAUUCCGUGUCCUCCUCCUCCACCACCUCUUACAUCUGCUAUACCUCCUCCACCACCUCCACUCUCCUUCAACCCUCCUCCAUUAGGCAUAUCACCUGUGGUUCAGUCUCUCACAGAAACGCCUUACAGAGACGCCAAGGGAGUGUCCAUCUUCUGGAUGCACAAAGACCUAUGAAUGACACCUCUGGGGGAAAGGAAAUUGUUUUUAAAAAAGAAGAAAAGAAAUAAUACAAAAGUGUAUUUUUUUUAAACAAACUACAUUCAUCUUGUACUGUGUACACUUACUAUCCAUAACAUUAUGUGCCUGGCUUCAGAGUGUGGUUGAAGUUUAUACUUGGCCUGUCACGAUAACAAAUUUUGCUAUUAAUUAUCCUUUGAGUCGCCAUUGUAUCAUGUCACGUUUGAGCUACUAGAUGGCACUCAAUUGUAGUGUUCCUGUGGGGGACACACUAUAUUAGCGAUGGCGUCGCACACAAUUGUGGUGUCAAAAGAACUACACAUACAGCAAUGCAAUAAGUGGAUAAAAACACAAUACACUACCAACGUAUAACGCAGAAUAUUACCAAAGGCUAUGUGAGCUGUAACCAUGUGCUUUUCAGCCUUUUUGUUGUUGGACAUAUUUGUGCCAAUUUUUAAAAAAUAUAAUUCAAACAUGCAAUAAAAGUAUGUUGUUCCAGCAUAACAUGUAUCGUUUCACAAUAUUUAGUAUGGCAAUAAAACCGCAACAACAAAA
Molecule: messenger RNA, 1683 nt
Organism: Doryrhamphus excisus (bluestripe pipefish)
Lineage: Eukaryota; Metazoa; Chordata; Actinopteri; Syngnathiformes; Syngnathidae
Gene: naa80
Product: N-alpha-acetyltransferase 80, NatH catalytic subunit
Biological process (GO): protein acetylation
Cellular component (GO): cytoplasm
Molecular function (GO): N-acetyltransferase activity; acetyl-CoA binding
Source: RefSeq, a predicted model, not a curated record